AUGUACCCUGUCUCUUGUACGCGGGUAGACGGUGCACAUGCUGCCAGCUUCUUGGGGCAGAACGUGCUGCAGCCAGAAGGCCGCAAAUGGAAGGAGAUGCAGCGCACAAUCACCUAUCUGCAGCAACGGGGAGAAGAGGGGCUACUAUACGAAGGCGGAGAAGAAGCAAUGGAGUUAAUCGGAUACGCUGAUGCAUCCCAUGCAUCAGACAAGAAGGACAGGAAGGGAGCUUUUGGAUACGAGGAAGAGAAGGGAGAACGUUCUGGACCGCCAGAAUUUUCCCUUGCAGCUUCUCUCCUCCCUUUCUCCUCCCUCGCCUUCACCUACCCACUCAUUCGCCAUUCACCUGCCACUCCACUCUCUCCUCCACUCCCUGCUCCUCCUAUGUUGCCUCUCCCCUGCCCUCCAUCCACACUCCUCGGACCCCACCCUACCCUCUCAUCCUCUCCCCCUCUAGCCUCUACCGCCCCCACCGCUGUGACAGCACACCCCACUUCACGCCUCUCAUGCUCCCACCACCCCCAUGCACCACACGCUCUUCUUCCUCCCUUUCUUCCUCCUCCUCUUCCCCCUUCCCCGCCCCGUCCCCGUCACAAAUUCCCACCCCCACCCUCGCCCUCAACCCCAACUCCUCCUCCUCCCCCCUCCUUCGACUUCUCUCCGGCAACCCACUCCAGCAACCCCCUCUCCUCCCUCAUUUCUUUCCUCCCCUCCCCAUCCCCCACCCUCCCCUCUCCCCGCACCUGUCUCGCCAGCACCAUCAGUCGUUUCAAGCGGCACACUCGCUUCUGCCCCAUCUCGCACCAAUCUUCUCCCACGUUGCUGCGUUCACCUGCACCCGCCCCCCCUCUCAUCCUCCUCCGCGUUCCCCCCAGCUCCCCCACUCGCGGCCCCCCUUUGCACCCUUCCUUGCGCUCGCCCUCUUGUUUCUGCCGCGUGCUCUCCCCCCUUUCCCUCUAUCCCGCACUUCCCCACCCCUUCGCCUGCCCAUUCUCCCCUCUUCCGCCCUUCAACUCCCGCUCAUGCUUUCCGUGCCACGCCUUCUCCUGCCCCUCGCCCCAAUUCCGCCAAACCCAAGCCACGCGUGCCCGCAUUCUCACUCCCCCUUCCCCUCCUUGCGCCUCCCCUCCCCGCUCCGCCUCCUCUGUAACACCCAAGGCUAUUAUAGUAGAGAUUACAAGGUUUUAA
Molecule: messenger RNA, 1188 nt
Organism: Closterium sp. NIES-65
Lineage: Eukaryota; Viridiplantae; Streptophyta; Zygnematophyceae; Desmidiales; Closteriaceae
Source: the annotation of a GenBank genome assembly